This is a messenger RNA of Xenopus laevis (African clawed frog), 970 nucleotides long. RefSeq names its product olfactory receptor 502-like. Bases 88 to 921 code for a protein of 277 amino acids. The record is from RefSeq and is a predicted model, not a curated record. The transcript has a single exon. Lineage: Eukaryota; Metazoa; Chordata; Amphibia; Anura; Pipidae.
GAUAAAGUCAAUACGACAUCUGUGGAAGAGUUUAUUCUAUUGGCUUUUUCAGAUUUAUACCAACUUCAGAUUCCCUUAUUCUUCGUCAUGUUGCUUAUCUACAUUACAUGUGUCUCUGGGAACUUGUCUAUAAUUUGUCUAGUAAGGGUUGAACCUUCCCUUCAUACCCCAAUGUAUUUUUUUAUUAGCACAUUAGCUGCAACAGAAAUGAUGUUUGUGUCUUGCAUUAUUCCUAAUCUUUUAGCUAACCUCAUUGCAGCUAAAUACAGAAUAUCUUUCAUUGGCUGCUUCACGCAACUGUUUGCCACUGAUUCGUUGGGAACAUCAGUAUGUUACCUACUUGCAGUCAUGGCUUUUGACCGAAACCUGGCUAUUAGCAGCCCUCUGCAAUAUUCUUCUAUCAUGACCCAGACCUUGUGCAUACAACUUGCUGUUCUACCUAUGAUUGUUGGCGUUGUCACUCUAGUUAUUCCUUUCACUUUUACAGCUAAAUUGGAAUUCUGUGGCCCUAAUAAAGUCAACCAUUUCUUUUGUGAUUUUGCUCCUCUACAGUCCUUGGCUUGUUCUGAUACCUUCAUCGCUAAAGUGAUUACUAGCUGUGGGGCCUUAGUUGCUGUUGCGUCCCCAUUCAUCACAACUGUUGGAUUCUACAUCCAUAUCAUUGUCAUCAUUUCUAAGCUUAACAGUAUUGAAUCUAAACAGAAAGCCUUCUCCACCUGCUCUUCUCAUCUCACUGUAGCAGGUUUGUUUUAUAUAACGGCUAGUACAGUGUAUGUUGUACCAAAGGGUUCCAAUUAUGACAGGUUCCUUGCCCUAAUAUAUACUGUCUUUACCCCUCUUUUGAAUCCCUUUAUUUAUACCUUUAGAAACAAGGAUGUAAAAAGAGCUCUCAUCAAAUCAAGGAGGUUAAAACUUUUCUAGGGAUCAUUUUAAUACUAACUUGAUAAGUCUUGUAUAAAGUCUUGUAUAA